CUCCCCCUCCGACACCGCCGCGCAGCGACACACAACGACGAGCAGCUCGGUGCCAUCCGCGCCGACGCCCGCGCCCACGCCCACGCCAGGUCCGCCUCGGCGUCUGCUAACCUCGAGCUCGACACGCGCCCCGUCUUCAGCCGCGCACAGCAGCUACAGCAGCAGCCACACAUCGUCUUCCCGGUCCAUUCGCAAGCUUCGUCUACUGCUUCCCCGUCCACCGCCUCGCCAAUGUCGACCGACACGUCUCCCAGCUCGGUCGAGUCAGGCCCCUCGGCCUCGGGCCCACCGCAGUCGCUGCAGCAACAGCAGCAGCAGUCGCUGCAGGCCCCGCCUAGGGGCCCGCUCGCCAAGCUCACCCAGCCUGUCCGCCGCGCAUUCGACGUCUCGUCCCCGCUCUGGCCGUACACCUACAUCCAUGACGACGACAACAUCUGGACCGGGUUCGUCACGCCGAUGUUCUCAUCUGCCGACGUCCGCAUCGCACUGUCCGUGCCCGAGGCGAGCGACAGGCCACAGUACUGCGUCGCCGUCCUGCGCUCGUACAUCUCGCGCAAGCUCGGCCGGACGAACGCCAACAUCACCGCGCCAAAGGUGACGGCCAAGAUCCAGUCGCUCGAGACCGAGCUCAUCGAGACGGAGAACCGGAUCCACCUGGCGCGCGCGUUCGCCCAAGUGCGCGACGAGUACGCCUUUGGCGACUCGCCCGUCGCGCCGGUGCGCGUGCGCCAGCUCCCGCACUGGCGCAUGCGGUCGAUUUCUCGCUCGGCCUCGCAGCCCAUCACGGACGCCGACUACGUCGACGACGACGACUACGUGCUGUCUGUCGCGCCGGCGUACACGCAGGCCUGCGACGCGGGCAUGGAGGCCCAGCUGGCCAAGUACCGCAAGCUCAAGAAGUUUGUCAAGAGCGCCCACCGCCACGUGCUCGCCGCCAACGAGCGCGAGCGCGCCCUCGAGGCCAAGGCCACGGCUGCGGAGGAGGAGAACGCGCGCCUCGGCAAGCGCAUCGCGCAGCUCGAGGCCGCCAUGCUCGGGCAGCAGGCCUUUCCCUCCGUUUCUCGUCGGGGGAGCGCCGACUCGGCAUACAGCGCAAACUUUGCGCCGGCGCCCAGCGUCGCCGUGCCGGCAUCUACGCCUUCCGAGGCGCCACCCACCGCGCUGUCCAUGCCCACGGUCCCCGCGCCGGUCACCAUGGUGCCUGUCGCGCCCGAGGCCGCCACUGACAACGACCUCGGCCCAGAAGAGGUCAUCACGACGCCGCUCGGCUCGCCCGUGUUCACGCCCUCCGACCUCGAGGAGCUCGACCGCAGCGUAUACGGCACGCCUGCGACCGACGCGGCGUCGUUGCCAUCUGUCGCUCCGACGAGCCCACGCACGCCCGCGACGGUGGUCAGCGAGCUCGCUGCCUCGCCGCAGACAGCGACACACGCGCUCCCGGCUCGCCCGCCGCUCAGCCCUCCGUCGACGCGGGUCGAGCUGCCCGGCGCCAGCUACGCCGCAGUCGAUGCCAUGUCGGCUUCGCCCCCGCCCCGGCCUGCUCGCCGCAAGAGCCAGCUGCCCAACGAGCUCGAGCUGCCGCCCAUCCCGCGAUUCUCCGUCUUCUCGCUCAGCACAAUGCUCGCUGCGGCCGAGGAGGACUGA
Molecule: messenger RNA, 1644 nt
Organism: Vanrija pseudolonga
Lineage: Eukaryota; Fungi; Basidiomycota; Tremellomycetes; Trichosporonales; Trichosporonaceae
Exons: 2
Coding region: 232-1644 (470 amino acids)
Source: RefSeq, a predicted model, not a curated record